CAAUGAAUAGCUGUUAAUUAUCCGACAAUUGGCUGCUCUUCCAGCGCUAUCUUGACUCAACAAUCCUAAUUUUCCAUAAGCAUCCUCUUAAUUUAUCAGUCAAAUAAUUGCAGUAUCAUUUUCAUCCAAGCCGAUCGAACGCAAGCAAUACGAAAAAAAAUCCCACCACAGCAGUGAGCUCAAUCUCACGCUCGCACGAAUGUAAGAAGAAAACCUCGCUUCAAACGAGGCGGAAGAAGACAUGAAACUGAACCGAGCCAUACCUGUUCCCGAGUCCCAAGACAACAACGGCCGAAACCGAGCGAUCGCGCAUAUACACCCUCGCAACAGCCCCGGGUGGUUGUGGAUGCCUCUUGCGCACGAGUCUCCGUCGAUUCCAAAAAUGCCUACGCUGGACAUACCCAGCACGGAAGAAUACGAAAGAAAAAAAAAAACACCCAACAGCCCAACAGCUCUCCCAUGGCACCGGUGAUCACGGUCGGUCCUCGCCGUUUGUCGAAACUGGAAAGGAAAGGGUCACAAAGCAUAAGAGCAUAAAUGCUGCGCGCACACCCAUACAUAGUAGAGUCCCAACAGGUUUCCAGCCAGCGCCUGCGACCAUAGCACCUCCAUCAACCGUCCGUCCGACCAGGUAAAGGCGGAGGUGUUCUCUUUUUCGCGUUCUGCUCUCCCUCAGCGCUGCGGUUGUUUCUGUUGGACGGACCCGCAAAGUCUCAACUCCGGUGCUAAUCCUCUCGAUCUCUCCCUCUCUUAACGCAGGAGAAAAAAGCACAGAAUACAAGUUUUUCGGUUGUAUCUUUUCCGUGCUGACUUGCUGACUUCGGAGAGUCCGUUCGAUUUCGAAGACGCUCGAGAGAGUGAGCCGCGGCCAACAAGCGACCGACCGAAUGACUCUUGAGCGGUUGUGUGUUGGUUCCCGGUUUCCUCCCAAAGCCCAGGUUCGCCGAGCUGGCUAACUUAACACGGGCAGCAGGCAGGUCGCGCGCGCGAGUAAAAAGCCCAUCCAAGUGUCUAUAUCAUAGAAGAGAAAAAGUCCGUGUAUCAGUAUGCAGCGCAAUACGGUAGACAGCAGAACUACAUGAAAGACGACGACGGUGACGCGGAGUUGAGACCAGCAGUCACGGUCUCCGGUGCCAGAAAGUCACAAGUGUCUUCCUUGGUGAGAGGGUGCGCGCGCGAAUUACCCAGUUUCCGGUUCCGGCCAGUGUCAAUCCAAUUAGAAUCCUAAACAAUUGAACGUUAUCCUGGACAAGGUGAGGGUGUGUAGGUGUUUGCUGGAGGGUUGUGUGCAGAACAGUGGAAGUGAAUCGGAAGACAAUCCACCAAAGUGACCGAGAAGGAGUGACACAUCUGUUUGGAUAGGUUGGUUCUGGGCUCGAGAGCUUAUCAACGCGGAUGAUAAGGUCGUCCACAAUCGUUGUUGAUUCUGUUUGUAGUUGCCGCCUCUUGUCGUCAUACAUGUGUGAGAAGCAGGGCAUGCGCGUGGUUAAUGUAAACAAUUAGCGGUUACACGAGAGAACAAAUAGACCUUGAAGUGCGUCGGAAAUCCUGGCGCAUCGGAGCACGAAUCUUGCCCGAAGAUUGACGAACCGCCUGUGCGGUGUGAAUUGAGUGAGUGUUAAUAGGAUUGUGUUACACGGCGGCGCUAGCGAUGAGAUCAUAACUUGGCAGGAGAGCAGCCGAGUGAUUAAUUUACAUCAAUUUCUGGUGGUUAAUCCGAGCUUGAUAAAUACUCAAGCGUGCCGAGGUAGUGGUGGUUGAUAAAUGUUAUUGGAAACCGUCGGCCAAGCGAACGUGAUGGAGCAAUCGAAUGAGUCAGCCGCUGUUGGUGCCGGUGGGGCCACAGCGACCAGUAAUGUGGCACGAAGUUCACAACCGGGUGAUUUUGCAGCUGCCGCGGCUGUGGUGCUUUCGCUGCAGAACAACAUGUUAACCAGUUUGCAACAGGCUGCCCUCAUGCCGGCCAAUUCUCCCGUUGCAGCUGCUUUCAACCUUCAGGCACUCGAAUCAUAUCUCACGCUACAAAGAAUUACCGGAAAGUCGGAUGUGCUCCGGCUAUCCAACCGUACCCCGUUACCCUCGAUGCCUCUGACCUCCUCGGUAUCGACGUGCACCUCCACCACCGUAACAAGUGCGGACGAUAUGCUAAUGGACACUCAACCGGCGACGGUGCAACAGCUGCUACAGAACAAUGAACUUUCUGAUGAACUCCCCGUCCUAGACCAGGACGAAGAUCUCAAUUUCGACGAGCCAAUGCAUGACUCGACAUCCGACGGUAACUCUCUGGACAGCGGCUACCCCAGUCUAGUCCUCAACGCUGCCUUCCACCAGCAAAUGAGCGCCGAUAAGUUCAAAACUCUGGCAGCGACGGCAUCUUCCUCAAGUUCAGCCGCGGCCGUCGCUGCAGCAGCCGCCGCCGCCAGCUACGUGGCAAGUUCGGCAGCCGCCGUGGCAGCGGCAACCUCCAAAAAGUGCGCAUCCACUCCCUCCGCUACCAUUACCACUCAGCAGCAGGGGCAGCAAUCGUCGGCCGUCGCCAUUGCGGCAGCGGCUGCGGCCAGUCAGCGACCGAAGAAGCAGUUUAUUUGCCAGUUUUGUAAACGUCAGUUCACGAAAUCGUACAACUUGUUGAUCCACGAGCGAACGCAUACGGACGAACGGCCCUACUCGUGCGACAUUUGCGGCAAGGCUUUCCGUCGGCAGGAUCAUCUCCGCGAUCAUAGAUACAUCCACUCCAAGGAGAAACCCUUCAAAUGUCUGGAAUGCGGCAAGGGAUUCUGCCAGUCGCGAACGCUGGCCGUCCACAAGAUCCUGCACAUGGAGGAAUCACCGCACAAGUGCCCGGUGUGCAGCCGAAGUUUCAACCAGCGAUCGAAUCUUAAGACCCAUCUGCUAACGCACACCGACAUCAAACCGUACCACUGUGCCGCUUGUGGAAAGGUUUUCCGGCGGAACUGCGACCUGAGGAGGCACAGCCUGACGCACAAUCUGGGCGCGACCGGACUAGGGGGUGCCGACGGUGUGCCGCUGGAUAUGAUUGCCGGUGGAUCCGGAGGGCUGGGCGCCAACUCGGAUUCGGAGACGAACACGAUCGAUCUGAUGGCGCUGGCAGGGGUGGAUUGAAGUGAGUUUUGAUUGGUAGUUUUGUUUUUUGUCCUAUUUAAUGUAGGUUAUUAGCUUGUAAGGAUAUGUUGACAAUUAGUGAGAUAGGUUUUAUUAGGCGCGCGGCGAGGUUCGUCGCUUGUGUACUGCACUGCAUUUAACGAAAUCUUCUGUUAUCAGUUUUCUGCAAAUUUGUGAUGGAUCGUUUGAGGUUAAAACAAAUAUGCUUCGACUAUUUUGUAAAUGCUUACAAUUAUGUAGAAAGCCAGUUGUGUAACUCUAUCUUCAGCGAUACUGUGAGACUCAUGAUUUCGUUCGUAUAUCAAAAUAAGUUUAGUACCAGAUCUUUACUGCUUUAACUGCAUUUCUGUAACAUUCAUAAAGAGCAAAUUUCGGAUCACUUGUAAGAAACAAUAGUUACACUAGUUUUCAGCAUUUUUGAAAUUGGUAAGCUUAUGAUCAUUAUUAGUGCAGAAUCAUGUCCUGAGUUUGGGAACGCGAAGGAAUAAAAAUGCGGUAUAGAGCAAUUUCAGCUCAAAGCACGAAUCGCGUAGACGUGUUCUUGUUCAAAUAAAUUAAAUUUUGCUCACGUAUGAGCAUCAAUCUGAAAAUAUUUCUCAAAUUAUUCAUCUCCUAAUUUAAAAAAAGGCCGUGUGCAAAAAAUCCUAAUUUUCUUCUUCAAAAAAUUAUGACUCGAAAACGGUUUGCUCGAUUGAAAUGAUGUCUUCGUAGAUGUUUGAGAAUAUUUAAAGGAUUUUUAGAAAAAAAAUACACUGAGAGUAAUAUUCUUCGCGGAUCUAUGUUAGGUGUCAUAUAAUUUCAAUUUUCCAAAAAUCUUACCCUUUGUUUUUUAUUAUUUUUCAGUAGACUGACUUCCAGCUUCAAAAUUUGCUAAAUAGCCCUGGUUGUCAAACACUUUUAACCUAUUUUUUCUCAAUCUUUUAUUUUUCAUUGAUUUUUAAAAGAAGCGGAAAGAAACAUUUUCCAUUAUUUUGUGGAUACCAAACAUAGAUUCUAUGUCAAGUUUGCAAUUCAUACAUUGAAAUAUUUUUAAAUAACAGCAAAGUUAAUAUAAAAUAAAUAAAUGAAAACUAAGCCACAAAACAGGUAAUGAUUCUGCGGAAUAGAAAGCCAAACUGAACCCGAGCGCACACCAUGAACAUUCCUUUUGCCGUGGGUUCAGUUUGGCUUUCUAUUCCACAGAAUUAUUGCCUUUUCUGUGGCUUAGUUGGUUAAAGCACCGGUCUAGCGAAUACGGGGUCGUGGGUUUGAAUCCCAUCAGAACGCGAUUUUUUUCACACAUUCAUCUCGCAAUUUGUCAAUUAAUAACAUUCUGUGCCUUCUAACUACAAGUUUUUCUGUAUGUUCAUGACAUACCAGUAAGUCUGGCGAAUGCCUGUAAAGGGCAAAAUAUAUCAGCGCAUCCUAGGCUACUUGGUAAAUUUUGAUGCUGUGAGUCAGAUUUCUACAGAAAAAAAAAGAAAAAAGGGUAAUAUUUUCAUAAAAUAAAAUUAUAUUUCAUCUUAUAUGGAUCCGCAUAUAACUCUCAGAGUUAUUUUCUUCUAAAAGUCCUUCAAAUAUCCUGGAACAUCUUCGAAGACAUCAUUUUAAUUCAAGUAACUGUUUUCGAGUUAUUUUUUUUUUG
Messenger RNA from Aedes albopictus (Asian tiger mosquito), 4747 nucleotides. Its product is annotated as protein sister of odd and bowel. The transcript is spliced from 2 exons. Gene Ontology annotation, molecular function: RNA polymerase II transcription regulatory region sequence-specific DNA binding; DNA-binding transcription factor activity, RNA polymerase II-specific. The record is from RefSeq and is a predicted model, not a curated record. The coding region runs from base 1765 to 3123 and encodes 452 amino acids. Lineage: Eukaryota; Metazoa; Arthropoda; Insecta; Diptera; Culicidae. Gene Ontology annotation, cellular component: nucleus. Gene Ontology annotation, biological process: embryonic pattern specification; embryonic hindgut morphogenesis; regulation of transcription by RNA polymerase II.